Rotaria socialis is the source of this 2463-nucleotide messenger RNA. NCBI's taxonomy places the organism in Eukaryota, Metazoa, Rotifera, Eurotatoria, Philodinida, Philodinidae. The record is from the annotation of a GenBank genome assembly.
AUGGCAACUCAAACUCAAGUGCUAAAACGUGGUGCCGUCCAACCGGCACGUAUUCAUGAUUAUCUUUAUGAUCCAACAUGUUCAUUGUCAGGUGUUCGUGAUCAUGCUCGGGAAACAUUUGUAGCUAAGACAAGUUCAGAACAAUUGCAAGCUGUACCUGUCUAUGAACACCUUUUCAGUGAUCUACGUCAGUAUCCUCGUUUUGCUUAUCGAAUUCAAGCUCGAGAUCCUGUUCCAGCACAUGUCAGCCGACAAUGGAUAGGACAAGCAGAUGCUCAUCGAGAACAAAUUGCUAUAUCUCGACUUUUUACAGGCAACGAAGCAUUCGUUGUUCCACCACGAACCUUUGACCAUGUAGAUGUUGGAGGCCGUGAACGAGCAAAAUUUUUUCGUAAACCACUUGUACCUUUCAUGGAAAAUAUUCAACCACUAGUUCAACUUGAUACUGGUCGAAUGACAACAGGUACUUUCGGAGAUGCUGGUGCAAUGCCUGGUCCAGGACGUUUACUAGGCUCGACAACAGCAGGAAUAUCGAUGGGACAACCAGCAACACGAACACAAGCUAUUCAAACAGAUUAUAUGGAACGUGAAGCUCAAACAGAUCCUUACACACCUGAAUAUGUUGUGAAACCAGGUGAACAACCGGAAGUAUUGACCUUAGCAACUCUUAUGUAUAAGAAGGGUCUUCCGGCUGGUCUUGCAGAAGUAGAAAUGAUUGAACGUGCACGUGCUAAACGUGCAUGGGAAGCCAGUUUACCACCACUUGACGAUCCUCAACAAUGGGAAAAACGUUUUAAAAUGAUGAGUGAUAUGGAAAGACAUGAAUGGCUUUUACGAGAAAAUGAAAUUGAAAAAUUGCAAAAUCUUCGUAUAGAAUUAUUAGAAAAAAUGCUGAAAGAUAAUGAAAGUCGUCAACACGAUGCCACUAUUGAACGUAUUAAUCGACAAUGGAGUAAAAAACAAGUUGAACGUGAAGAUUUUGUUAAAACUAAUCGACUUCAUUAUUUACGAGCUAUUCGAGCUUUACUUCGAAAACGAUCACAAGUAGAAACAAAAUAUGUUAAAAAUGAUAUUGUUCGUGCUUAUACAAAGUAUGAAUCACCAGCCUAUGGUCCAUUAACACGAAAUGGCUAUUUUCCAGAUAAACUCACAGAUAAAUAUCUAGUGAAAAGUCGAUUUUUGGAUACCUAUACGGGUUUAUUGGAGCUCGAAUCAACGUUACCAUCGAAUGCAUUGAAAAUUCGUCUUCCAGCACCGAAAAGAAUUAGUUCAACGAAAGAUGGACAUCUUAAACGACAAUUUCGACGUGAACGAGAUUUGGAAAAUAUAUUCAAGACUGUAGCUGAACAAAAAGAUAAACAAGUCGAAGAACCGAAACCGCUUCGAUUUUUAGUCAAAGUCGAAAAACCAGUGCCAAGACCACCGACACCUGGCAUUGAUUUACCUGAUAUGGAACAAGAGGAACGUGAGAAAAGUAUUAUCUAUAUUCAAAAACUUCUUCGUGGUCGUGCUAUACAAAAUAUGAUGUACAAGAAUAAAGAAGAACGCAUUGAAUUAAUUGAUGAAAUGCGUAGUACACAUGCAUUACAAGAACAAGAUAUGAAUAGAAAGAAACUUCAACGACAAGAUAUUCAAGCAGAACAAUAUACUCAAAGAAAAGAUAUUACAAAAGAAGAUUUUAUUGAUUCAAUGCUUCAAACUCUUGAAGGCGAAGCGAUCGGCGAUACAUUUGAUUAUCUAUCAAAAGAAUUAAUACGCCUUCAAGAGGAACGUCGUAUUGCUGCAUUCGCUAUGCUAGCUGAACGUCAACGACGUUUACGUGAAGCUGAAGAAUCAGGUUUGAGACAAGUCGAAGAACGUCGACGACGCGAACAAGAUGAACUUUUUAAACAAAUGCUCAAGAUGACUCAAAAUACGGUUGAUACAUAUCUAGAAGAUAUUAUUAUGGAAAGUACUUUUGAAACAGCAAAUGAAGAAGCUCGUGUUGAAAUUCAACAGCAAGCUACGGCAAUUGAUGAAAUCGCUCAUGAAUUAGAAUCAAAACGGACUCAACUUGAAUCGGAAAGUAUUGUUGCUGAAUUAGUCCAUGGUUUCCUCAUACCAGAAAUUGCUAAACAAGAAAGUCGUAAUAAAGUUCGUCUUGCUCAACAUAAAUAUUUGUUAGCUGCUCAUCGAGUUGUCAAAGCGAGUUGUAAUGAGAAUCUCAAUGAUUCUGUGGUUACGGAUAAACCACAAUCAAGAGAAACAACAGAACCUACACAUGAAUAUGACCAAUCAAUACAGUAUGACGAUGCAGACGAGCAACAACAACAACAAGAACAGAAUCGUGAAUAUGAAGAAGAAGAAGAAGAAAAUCAGGGAAACAACGACGAAACUCAAGGAGAAGAAGGCGUAAAUCAUCAAGAAAAUGAAGAUGACGUGUCGAUGCGAAGAGAAACUAAUGAUGAAGAUCAAGAACAUUAG